Messenger RNA from Plodia interpunctella (Indianmeal moth), 1311 nucleotides. It is a transcript of the gene DCTN6-p27, whose product is annotated as Dynactin 6, p27 subunit. The transcript has 4 exons. NCBI's taxonomy places the organism in Eukaryota, Metazoa, Arthropoda, Insecta, Lepidoptera, Pyralidae. The record is from RefSeq and is a predicted model, not a curated record. Gene Ontology annotation, molecular function: dynein complex binding. Gene Ontology annotation, cellular component: dynactin complex. The coding region runs from base 145 to 723 and encodes 192 amino acids. Gene Ontology annotation, biological process: mitotic spindle organization.
UUAAUAACUUUGCAUUUUGCUAUAGGUACAUUACAUUCACAUCACAGAGUACAUUUUUAUAUACCAAAAAUUACAUUGUACAUCUCUCUCUAAGCUCAGAUUUUUAUCAGAAUAAAAACACUAAACACUUUAAAAAUAUUCAAGAUGUCCCAUAACAAUAUCAAAAUCUUACCAGGAGCCACUGUUUGCGAAGACUGCACACUAGAAGGGGACAUUACUAUUGGUGGUGGUACAGUCAUCCACCCAAGAGUGACUAUUAUUGCAGAAGGUGGCCCUAUCAUCAUUGCUGAAUAUUGUAUUAUUGAAGAAUAUUCCACUAUCAUUCAUAAGAAAAGUGAUAAACAAGAGAAUCCACCUAAGCCUUUAUUUAUUGGAGCUCAUAAUGUAUUUGAGGUUGGCUGUCAACUAGAGUCCCCGUGUGGACACAUUGGAGAGAGCAAUGUGUUUGAGUGUCGGUCUUUUGUUGGAGUAGACAUCAAAAUUGGAAGUGGUUGUGUUAUUGGAGCUGCCUGCCAUCUAACAGCUCCUCAAACACUAGCUGACAACACAGUAAUCUGGGGUACAGACCACCAUGUUAGAGAAGCUCUAGAAAAGCAACCUUCACAACUCUUGCAAUUGGACUUCUUGAGCAAAGUGAUGCCCAACUACCACAGAUUAAGGAAACCAAAUGUUCACAAACGCCAACCUUCUAGAACAUCUCAAGAAUCUUCACCAAAGCCUUAAAGCUUAUUAUUGUCUACUCACCAGCCACAAAUUUCCUCAAGGUCCAUUUACACCAAGCAACACACAGGCUGCAAAUUCAAAUUCAAAUCAUUUAUUCAGAAAUUAGACCUUCACAGGCUCUUUUUCUCGUCAAUCUUUAAAUUUAUAGUUAUUUCUCACAAGCUAGAAACUACUGGCAUUUCGGAACGACCACUGCUGAGAAGAAAUGCCGAAAGAAACUCAUUUGAACAGUGUUGGUCCCUAUCAUGCCAGAUCGGCUUACCAUUAUUGUUUCUUACAAUGUUUUUUUUUUUCUUUCUAAUAAUAUAUAAAACUACAUAAUGUACAUAGUCAAAAGGUAUAUCAAAACAGACCAACCAAUGCUUAGCUUGAGCUGGUCAUAUGCUAUGGCCAGCCAUAGAUGGAACUGCCAGAGUUGGGUAUAAAAUAAGCAUUUAAUUGCUUAGUGUAUAAUAACUAUCUUCCGAUAAAUAGCAUUAUGCUUCUAUUCUAUUUAUUUUUACAUAUUAAAUUUAAGAUUUGUAGGAUUAAGUUGAAAUGUAUUAAUAUUUAAAACUAAUUAAAAAAAUUGUGUAACUUUUUUCAUAA